This is a messenger RNA of Morus notabilis, 1389 nucleotides long. RefSeq names its product BTB/POZ and MATH domain-containing protein 4. Bases 77 to 1156 code for a protein of 359 amino acids. The transcript is spliced from 3 exons. Lineage: Eukaryota; Viridiplantae; Streptophyta; Magnoliopsida; Rosales; Moraceae. Gene Ontology annotation, molecular function: protein binding. The record is from RefSeq and is a predicted model, not a curated record. Gene Ontology annotation, biological process: protein ubiquitination.
CUUCAUCAUCUUCAUCUUCUUGUCUAGGGUUUCGUUUCUAUUAUAUUGAAGAUCAAAACUUUAAAUCAAGCUGAAAAUGAGAGAAUCAUCACGGUCGCAAUCGGUGACGCAGACGGUGAACGGAUCGCACAGCCUGACGAUAAGAGGAUACUCUCUUGCGAAAGGGAUGGGCGUCGGGAAGCACAUCGCCAGCGAGAGCUUCUCCGUUGGAGGCUACGACUGGGCCAUCUACUUCUACCCAGACGGCAAGAAUCCCGAGGACAACGCCGCCUAUGUCUCCGUCUUCAUCGCCCUCGCCAGCGAAGGCUCCGACGUCAGGGCUCUCUUCGAGCUCACCCUCCUCGACCAGUCCGACCACCGCCCCAAGCACAAGGUCCACUCUCACUUCGACCGCUCCCUCGACACCGGCCCUUACACCCUCAAGUACCGCGGCAGCAUGUGGGGUUACAAGCGCUUUUUCAAGCGGACUCUGCUUGAAUCGUCGACUUUCCUAAAGAACGAUUGCUUGAAAAUUAACUGCACAGUUGGCGUUGUGGUCUCUGCAAUGGACAGCUCAAGAUUACAGUCUGUACAUGUCCCCCAAUCUGACAUUGGAGUCCAUUUUGGUAUGUUGUUGGAGAAUGAGGAAGGCUCCGACGUUACUUUCAAUGUCUCUGGGGUCAAAUUCCCUGCUCACAAGCUGGUUAUGGCUGCUCGUUCUUCUGUAUUUGAAAAAGAAAUUUUUGACGGAAUUGAAGAAGAUAAUCCUGAAAUUGUUAUCACAGAUAUGGAACCCGAUGUUUUCAAGGCUUUGUUGCACUUCAUAUAUAGAGAUACGCUUAUGGAAGGCGUGGAUUCCUUAAAUUCAAGUUCGUCUUCGUCCGAGACAUUAGCCGCAAAGUUGUUAGCAGCGGCAGACAAGUAUUUGUUGCCCAGAUUGAGAUUGAUGUGUGAAUCUGUUCUCUGCAAGGAUAUAUCUGUAACGUCUGUCUCUAAUAUCCUGGCUUUGGCUGACCGCCACCAUGCCACAGAUCUAAAAUCCGUUUGCCUGAAAUUUGCUGCUGAAAACCUACUCGGUACGCCAUUGUAUACUUUGCUUUUUGUUUUUUGUUUUUUUUGUCUUUUUUGUCCUCAUGCUCUCUAUUUAGUUUUCAACAAUAUGAUCAGCAGUUUUUAAUAGCUGAGAGCAUAACACCUGUUUUUGCAAUGGUGCCCUUGGAUCUUGCAGUAGUUAAAACCACAUAUAGUUAGUUGCAUUUAAGAUGACCAAAGUGUUCUGUGUUUAUUUGCUUCUUGUCAUGUAUGACAAACAAUGUGAACAACGUUUAUUUUUACCUGAAGGUGUUAUUGUUUGGACAUGUUUAUCGAUCCUAUGGUUAUGGACAAAACUUGGAAGAGACUUGGUGGAGU